UAAUACACUCUACUAUCUCCAAUAUACCUGCAAUCUAUGGGAACUCAAAACGAAGGGCACGAAGCCACGACAAGAGUACUUGAAGCUCAAACCCAUGGAUGGAACCAUGUCUUAAGUCUCAUAAACUCAUUGUCCCUCAAAUCUGCAAUAGAGUUAAACAUCCCAGACAUCAUUCACAAGCAUGGCAAGCCCAUGCCUCUUUCUCUUCUCGCCUCUUCCCUUCAAAUCCACCCUUCCAAGGCCCCUAACCUCCGUCGCUUGAUGCGCUUCCUCACUCAUACUGGCUUCUUCUCUCUCCAGAAACUCCCAGAAACUUCUGGCCCUUUAGAAGAAGAUGGCUACGUCUUAACUGAUACAUCAACCCUUUUUCUCAAGGAUCAUCCCUUCACUCUCACCCCUUUCUUGCUUUCCAUGCUUGAUCCACUCAUGAUGAAACCAUGGGACCAUUUUCCCACUUGGUUACAGAAUGACGAUCCGACGCCGUUUGAAACGGCAAAUGGAAAGGCGUUCUAUGACUAUGCUUGGCAUGUGCCUAAGCUUUUCAAUUACUUCAGAGAUUACAUGGCUGGUGAUUCACAACUGGUGUCGAAAGUGUUGGUUGAACAGUGUAGGGAUGUGUUUAAGGGAUGUGGCUCGCUGGUUGAUGUGGGGGGUAACACCGGGACCAUGACCAAAGCCUUGGCUGAAGCUUUUCCAGAAAUGGAGUGUACUGUGUUCGAUUCGCCUUACGUUAUUGGCGACAUGAAGGGCUGUGGGAAUCUCAGGUUCGUCAAAGGAGACAUGUUUCAAGCUAUUCCUCCUGCUGAUGUUAUAUUAAUGAAGUGGAUUCUUUGUGACUGGGACGACGAGAGAUGUCUGAAAAUACUGAAGAACUGCAAGGAGGCAGUAACAAGCAAAGGCAAACGAGGAAAACUGGUUAUAAUAAACGAGGUGGUUGAGGAUGAGAAGGGAGAUUAUGAAUCGGUUGAAACACAGUUGCAAUUUGAUCUUCUGUUGAUGGCAGUGCUCCCAGGAAAAGAGAGGAAUGAGAAAGAGUGGGCCCAGUUGAUUUCCUCUGCAGGUUUCAGCACCUAUAAGAUAAUUCCAGUUCUAGGUUUAAGGUCCCUCGUUGAGGUUUAUCCAUAAUUUUCCAGCAGCAAAGAAACUGAACAAGGCUUACAAGUAUUGGGAUUCUGCACUCUGUAAUAACAAUAAUGCUAUUUUGUUUUUAGUCGUCUGUCCUAUUGGUAAUAUUUCGAACAUUUGUAUUCGUGUAAGAGAGAAUAAGGGAAUUGUGUUUCUCUCAAAAACCAGCUUGCUCGUUUCUUUCAAGUUUUAUCAGUAGUUCCGGUCCACCUACGGAAUACUGUGAAUCAAUUUUAAAUUGCAGUUUCUAGAGUUCUGGUGUUAAA
Molecule: messenger RNA, 1391 nt
Organism: Neltuma alba
Lineage: Eukaryota; Viridiplantae; Streptophyta; Magnoliopsida; Fabales; Fabaceae
Product: probable O-methyltransferase 3
Exons: 2
Coding region: 37-1125 (362 amino acids)
Molecular function (GO): protein dimerization activity; O-methyltransferase activity
Source: RefSeq, a predicted model, not a curated record